Molecule: messenger RNA, 912 nt
Organism: Varroa destructor (honeybee mite)
Lineage: Eukaryota; Metazoa; Arthropoda; Arachnida; Mesostigmata; Varroidae
Product: spectrin alpha chain-like
Source: RefSeq, a predicted model, not a curated record
AUGGAAAAUCUCGAGUCAAAACGACGAGAAGAUGUUGAAGGCCAAAAGCUGGCCGACGUAAGUUGUUAUCCGAGCUCUAACAGGGAUCUAUAUGACAUCUCUGAAGGCUCGGCUGACUGUCCACGUGCCCAGGCUAGAGAUUUCCUCAGGAUCGGAAUAGCAACGCCUACUCGUAACGUAACUUUGCUCUGCUUCUUAUGGAAAGCCAUCACAAUCGAAACUUGGAUCAUGGAAAACGUACAGAGAAUGCCCAGUGGAGGCUAUGAUUACAGCCCACAGUCGCUGUCGGCGUUCAUUAAAAAAUAUCUCAUCUUCACCAGGAAGCUAAAUUCCUAUGAAGCUAGGGAUGUUGCCAAAUUUACUCAACUGAAGUGUAAAUUGGCAGAUCUGGAAGCGACGAAGAACCUGUCAAAUUAUGACUACCAGCCAAGCGCGUUGAUUGCGAGGUAUGAUGAGGUCAUGUCCAAGUGGUACGACCUACGUCAUAAAUCGGAUGAAUGGAGGAUACGAUUGAGAAGUGCGUUUAAAGUGUACAAGACUAAAAACUUACAAAAGCAAUUUGCUAUAAGGGUCGAAAGGGUGCAUUCGUUCUUUGCGGCCAUUAACGAGGGCCUCAGCAGGCCUAGAGCCAGCAAGUCACAGGACGAAUUGACGAAACUACGCAAUUCUAUGAUGGACAUGAAACAGGCACUUGAAGCUCUUCGUAAGUUCAAUGAGCAACUAGUUCAUCUCGAUGCAUUGGGCAAUCCACAUACAGAUAUUACAGUAGCAUCACUCGAAAACAGUUGGGAAAAGCUAAUGAAGCUUAUUAACGGAUGCCAAUAUGAAGGGAAUCAACAAAGCAUCAGCUGCGAAACAAAAGGACACCCAUUGAAGUUUUGGCUUUUCCGCCUCUUAGCGUUCUCCAAAUAG